Molecule: messenger RNA, 5990 nt
Organism: Danio rerio (zebrafish)
Lineage: Eukaryota; Metazoa; Chordata; Actinopteri; Cypriniformes; Danionidae
Source: RefSeq, a predicted model, not a curated record
GGGAAUUUUGUAAUCAUGGACCAGAUGAGUCCUUCUGCUUCAGAGGGAGGCUCUUCUCCAUCGCUCACUUCAGCUGCUAGAGUGAGCUUCCUCCACCCUGCAGCAGGAUCGGACACUACCGUCAGGUUUCCAGGGAUAAAACCUAAACUGAGCCCAAAACCUCUUGUUCUUCCACCGGUUCCUGCAAUUCCAGUCAUAGCCCCCAGCAAACCACGGCAGCCGAACACCAGCUGGGUGCACAGCGCCAAACAGAAAGAGGAAGCUGGUGCUCAAAACAGAGCAAACGAAAGCAGGAGACCUGAACGGAUGUCUUUUCUGUCUGCUGUGAUUGAGCGCACCUCAAAGCUGUAUGGAGACACAUACACACCUGGGCUGCAUCUCAGCUCCUCCGGGGAGACACCUGCCAUGGAGAACGCUGAUGUGACAUCAUUUCCUGAUGUGAAAGGCGGUGAGGCUUCAGCAAAGACACAGUGUUUUGCAACACAGACAGCCAUGAUGCCUUCGGCCAGGCUUAGACCUGCAGUUCCUGUGAAGCAUUUGAUCGAGUCAGCAGCUCCUCUACACACGCAGAAAUUGUCGCCAAAGCCAAGUACGAGUUUCUCUUCGGAAAGGCAGAAGACUCAAGCUCAUCAGAUAGCGUUACUUCUCCACCCCAAGCGAAAGAAAAAGGCAGCUCAAUUCUUGACUCUACUCUCGAUGAUGAUGACAUUGAUGAGACGUCACUCUUCCAGGAGAUUGACCGAGAGCUGUCGAACCUGUUAAGCGGCCUGACAGCCCGGAGUCAGCAUGCAGCGACCGAACAGGGCUCCCUGUCAGGAGACGCCACCGCCUCACCCAUGAUCCCCUGCAACGGACAAAACCAAACCUUGCCAUCACAACUGGAAAUGGCCAACCAGGGUCUAGACCUUCAGAACGGCCAGUCUGAGUUAACAGGAGACUCCCUCCUGACGUCUGGGCUGCUGUUUGACUCAUGGUGCGAGGCACUCAUAAAGGACCCCAGCUCAGUGAUGGCGGCCGCAAAUGAGCUGAGCUGCUUCAGCACUGGGAAUGCACCAGAUAAACUUGAUGCCAGCCCAACUCCUGCUGGAGCACAUGUGGAGCCAUCCGGAGAGGUGCUCUCGCAAGAAAACUCCGGAAAGGAAACAGAGGGCAAGAGGACAGGGUCGCCCUCUCCCAUCAGAACAGACGAACCUUCGGCAGAAAUCGUGGACGAGUCUCUUGAGGAAUCCAAUAAAAUCCUGGCGGAGGUCCCAGGAAUCUUUAGCGGCUUUCUGGAAGGGGGCAAACUGCGGGACAAGCCGCCGAAGAAGCUGCGGUUUGUGGAGAGCAGAGCUGAAAGCCUAGUGAAUGGAGAGAUGCAAAACGGAAGUCAUCAGAGCUGCAGUGUGAAAGAGGAAGUGACUCAGGACAUACAGAGUACAGCAGCCGCAGGAGUGCCACAGGGGAGCGUGCUGAGACCCGAGCAAAAACCAACAGAAAACGGCACUGACAGGUGUUCUGCAGGUAAAUCUGCUGCAGGUGAGAUUGACACCACAGAUGUCUUCAGCUGUCAGUUUGAGAACAUCCUGGAGUCGGAGCGUCUGCGAGGGACUCUCUACAGCAGCAUGGACUCACUGGACGCCCUGUCAAACCCUGUGCCUGAACCCACUCCGCAAAGCACUCUAGAACCCUCGUUUGCCUUCGACAUUCCUCUCACUCCUAUGAUUCAGCAGCGACUCAAAGACAGGAGUCUGUUCCUGGAACCAGCAGCACCUGACCUGAGCUCGGACACUGAGGUGUUGAGCGUCACGAGCACAAAGGAGCGCGGAAAAACAGCUCUGGAGGUCACCUCAUCCUUUCUCUCAGCAGGAUGUAAGGACUCCUGUGCAGCUCUAGCUAACGGAUUAAACGAGAGAGACCCAAAAGACUGGCUGCAGGGCUGUUUGAGCAGCGAUGCGGGGCUGAAGGACGUGCUGUCGGACUGGGACUCAGACAUGGAUGUUGUGGAAUGUCUUAAGGACACAGAUGUUCUCCACAAUGGCAGCCGGAGUGAUCAGGAAGCUGCCCGACGUCUGGCCAGACGGCUCUACCACCUGGAGGGCUUCCGACGCUCGGAUGUCGCCAAACAUCUGGGCAAGAAUAAUGACUUCAGUAAGAUGGUUGCAGAAGAGUACCUCACGUUCUUUGAGUUUACAGACCAGACAUUGGACCAAUCGCUCAGAUGUUUUCUGAAAGCAUUCUCGCUAAUGGGCGAGACUCAGGAGAGGGAGCGGGUGUUAAUUCAUUUCUCUAAUCGGUACUAUCAGUGUAAUCCCACCAUCAUCACCGCACAAGAUGGAGUUCAUUGCCUUACCUGUGCACUAAUGCUGCUCAACACAGACCUUCAUGGCCCUAAUAUUGGGAAGAAGAUGACGUGCCAGGAAUUCAUCAAUAACCUGGACGGUCUCAACGGUGGACAAGAUUUCCCACGGGAGCUGCUGAAGUCAUUGUAUAACUCCAUCAAGAACGAGAAGCUGGAAUGGGCUGUAGAUGGAGAUGAGCUGAAGAAGUCUCUGUCUGAACUGGCGGAUAAGAACCAUCACUCUCACAGUAAGAGCAUCAGUCGCAUCAGCAGCGGCAGUAACCCCUUCCUAGACAUCGCACACGACCCCAAUGCUGCCGUCUACAAAACUGGCUUUUUGGCCCGCAAAAUCCAUGCCGACAUGGACGGGAAGAAAACUCCAAGAGGAAAGCGAGGCUGGAAAACCUUUUAUGCUGUUCUCAAAGGCAUGAUCCUCUACUUGCAGAAGGAUGAGUAUAAGCCGGAGAAGGCCCUAUCAGAGGACGAUCUGAAGAAUGCCAUCAGUGUGCAUCACGCUCUCGCCAUCAAGGCUAUGGACUACGAGAAGAAGCCCAAUGUCCUCAAGCUCAAGACUGCUGACUGGAGAGUUUUCCUCUUCCAGGCCCAGAGCCCUGAGGAAAUGGAGUCUUGGAUUAGAAUAAUCAACUCGGUGGCGGCCAUGUUUUCUGCCCCAUCUUUCCCUGCUGCCAUUGGCUCUCAGAAGAAAUUCAGCCGCCCGCUGCUGCCGGCGACCACCACUCGAAUGUCUCAGGAAGAGCAGCUGAAGUCCCAUGAGGCCAAGCUGAAGCACGUCUCUACAGAGUUAGCUGAGCACAGAUCCUACCCUCCAGACAAGAAGGUCAAAGCCAAAGAGAUCGAUGAGUACCGUUUGAAAGAGCACUACCUGGAAUUUGAGGAGAACCGUUACGAGAUGUACGUGAAGCUUCUGAAAGAGGGGGUGAAAGAGCUGCUGACGGCGAAGGAUGGCGACGCAGCGCUGAAGAAGUCGCAGUCCAGCCCUUCUCUCAACCAGGAUUCCCAGCCGGCCGCCGCCAAAGUCAAGCGCAACACGUCCGAGCGGAAGGAUUACCGGCCUGAAACUCCUAAGGUUACAUAGGCAGUGUUCUGCUUUUCUUUCUGAGAGCCAUUGUAUAUCACGCGUGACUGUAUUUUGAUGUAAUUUAUUUAUCUGCCGACAGUUGUAUCAGAAAACAUUUGUGUAAAAUGUCAAUUGAUCAAUUGAUUGGAAGUUGUACAUCUCUAGGUCUCCCUUGACCAGCCGGUUCUUGUGGAGCAAAUAGUGUGGUUUUCUUUUUUAUUUGUUAGCGUGUCCAGAUUUAGUAGUUGCACUUUAUUUUACAGUGUGUGCACUUACAGUACACAGGAAAUGACUUAAUAGGGUUAAGGUUUGGUUUAGGGGUAGGACAUGGUGACUGUAAAAUAAAGUGCUAGCGAUUUUUGUUUAGAGAACAUGACUGUCUCUUGAUUGUGCUGUUCCCCUAAUUUGCUUUUCCUUCAAGAGAAGUAUUUUCUUCAAGUUAGUGGAAAGGUCCACAUGUAGAUAUCCCGCAGUAGUCUCACUCAGAGCGUUAACUUUUAUUUUAAUAUAUAAACGAGCAACAGAUAUAAGCUGAAACGCUAGAAAGGGUAAUUUUGAGGAUCCUUCAGGUUGUUAAUGCAUGGAUUCGAUGCGGAAUUUGUCACGAAAGCCUUUGGUUGUCGUUGCUGAUGUAGUUCACUAUUAACCACCUACUAACAAACCACCGAAUUGUCGAUAUUGCAUCUACUCACGCGCAUUAAUGGAUCGUACCAGCAUGUCACAGCAAUGGACCGAAACUCAAAGCAGAUUAUUUUCUAAUGAUGAUUUCGAGGUACUUGCUGAGUUACGGCGUUUCAGACUGCGAGAUGACAUUAACGUCAUCCACUGUGCAGUUUGUGCCAUCUAUUUUUUUAUCUGUUUGUUGAAGUAAAGAGUAUACUUCUGCUUUUUCAGUAGUGUAAAUGCCAAUUCUCCUUUUGUGUAUUUUAUAAUCUUAUAUAUACACAUAUAUAUAUUUGAAUUUUUAAUUCUCAGUUCAGAACAUUAUUGUUGUAAAGAUGACGGUAGUAUUUAUAGUGCACUUUAUUAGUUCCUUUGACUCUUUUAGAGAGUUUUUUAAAGGGUAGUGAUAUGUCACUUCAUUAUAUCACAGGUUUUUCCAAGCAUAACCAAAAGGAUGGUUGGUUUUAUUGAAGGUACACAGCCGAAGGUACAAUUUUCACUCGUGUAAAGUCGUGUUAGUUUGUCCGUGCUCGCGUGUGUUUUUGCUGUCAUGUUUAGGUUGUUCGAAGACACGGUUUGUAGAAGAAUUUAGAACAGGUUGCUUUUCGUGAUGCUGACUUUGAAUUUCAGAUGACAUUUUCAUUACCGAUGACAUGUCGUGAACACUAUAUGAACGUUCUACGCUGUUUAUUGCACACCAACAAAGAUUGUCCACGGUGGAUCUAUUUACUCGUUUGAGCUUUUAAAAAGGAAUAUGAAUAUGAAAAGCUGUUCACAUUUACAGAUAUUAGUCCCCGAAGUCUAUAAUGACAUUUGUUUACUUGAAAUGUUUUUUGAGGACACUUUAUUAUUAUGUUUUUGCUAGAAUUAAACAGAUAGAAAGAAUUCGUUCAUAUCUACGUUGUGUUAUUGCAAGCUCUUUCAAUGGACUUUAUAGAUUGUUGCUGCGUCAUGUUUUUUUUUCUUGCUGUGAAAUCGCAGGACAUGUCAUUUCUCCUGUCCAGUUCUGAAUACAGAAUUAGCACUUAGAUGAUGUUUAUUUUUAUUUAUUUGUUGCAAAGUGUAGAACAAAAAAUUAUUUUUGAGCAGUAUUUACUCGCAUAGUAAUCAGUACUAUAAAACUGUCAUCAGUGUGAAAGGCCAUGCGAAGAGAUAUGGACUCUUCUUUUAUGUGCUGCAGUGUUCCAUGUUAUUUGUUCACGCUUCUCCAGACCAAAUAGAUUCCUGUGACACGUAACUCUGGCACUAACCCUUUAACAGUGCACGUCGUAGUACUUUUAAAUAGUAUCUCCAUUCGUUAUUAUUUUGCAUAGGACGGAAAUCAUAAGAAGCGAUGGUGGCAUGCAAGUGGACUUCAAAAUGAAAACAAUAACAACAUGAAAAGCAGUCAGACUUGCAUAAUUAAAAGCAUUUAAGAGUCAGAUAUCUGUCUUAAGAUGAUAUUUUCGACUGAAAAAUUUGCUUUGUGUGUGACUUUUAAUCUCCCGGGUGUGAACUACUCUUGUUUACCAUGCCACAGUGUUGUUUAUUUCUCCCUGAGCUGAACUUGAUUGUAUACAUCUUGACUUUUUGUCCACGCAGAUGUCAUCUUUGUCUGUUUACUUUCUCAAACCCUGUAAUGUAUGACCUCCUCUCAAGAUGCAAUUGUGUGAGUAUUGAAGGAGAGCAGCUGGUUUUAAUGCGCCUUAGCCAUCAGUUGGGCCGUUUGGUGUCCAAACUCAGAUCUAGUGAACUUUCUCUCUCUUUUUUUUUUUUAGCUGUGAUGCUGUACUUCUCCUGUAAAUGUUGUUAAAUAUGCCUGUCGCCCUGUGUUCUGAAGACUGAAUUAGUUUGGUUGUGAUCGGUUGGCAUGAGCGUGUCUUACGCCUGUCCACAAAGAUCAGGGACACAAUGUUGGCUUCAGUGAAUAAAACACUGUAUUUAAUCGUU